Triticum turgidum subsp. durum (durum wheat) is the source of this 489-nucleotide messenger RNA. The record is from the annotation of a GenBank genome assembly. Lineage: Eukaryota; Viridiplantae; Streptophyta; Magnoliopsida; Poales; Poaceae.
AUGGGAGGCGGCAUAAAGCAGCUGGUGGCGAGCCUGCUGGGAGCGGUGGGUGGAGGCCAGAGGUGCGCCAAGGAGAGCACGCAGCCGCAGCCGCAGACAGUGGAGCUCAGGGUCCGGAUGGACUGCGAGCGCUGCGAGCGCCAGGUCAAGAAGGCACUCGCCGGCAUCAGAGUUGCAGGGGUGGAGCGCGUAGAGGUGAACAGGAAGCAGCAGAGGGUGACCGUCACUGGCGUCGUGGACCCCCACAAGGUCCUGCGGCGGGCCCAGUCCACAGGCAAGAAGGCUGAGCUGUGGCCCCGGAAUCAUCAUCAUCCUGGCUACGACGACCACAGCGCUGCCGUCACGGCCCGCUACGGCGCCAUCGGAGCGGCCCAGGCCAAUGACAGGUGGGCCCCAUCUCCCUACCGGCAGAACGCGGACGCAGUCGGCGCCGAGCAGAUCACCAGCCUGUUCAGCGACGAGAACCCGAACGCCUGCUCCGUCAUGUAG